GGCGGUGACAGCUCCCCUCUCACUCCUAACCUGAGGCAGUGCCGAGCACACAGAGGGUUUCGGGGAGUCCGUGACAUUGAGCUCAUACUCGGGGCACAGCUCGAGCCCGGGAGAUAGAGACCUACCGGGUGCCAGGACCCUCACUACCCACCUCCUCCCCCCCCCCCCUCCCUGCUGUAUCGGAAGACAUGGAGCACCGGGCAGUGCUGUGUGCUGCGCUACUGCUGCUAGUGGCGCACCUGCCCCGGGAGCUGAGGGCACAGAGGAGCCAGUCUGGAGGAAGCGAGUACGGGGUGAAGCUGUGCGGCCGAGAGUUUAUCCGGGCGGUGAUCUUCACCUGCGGGGGGUCCCGGUGGAAGAGGCUGUCCGUGGGAGACGAGGAGAGCCCGGGUUACCGGAGCAGGGCAGCAGACAGAAUCAUGCAGGAUUUCAAUAACAAAGAACUAAACGAACUCAAACUGCAUUCACUUUUGGGAUCACAUGUGCAGCAGCUUCAGAAGACCGAGUUUCCUUUCAGGCAACAGCCACCGAAGGACUCAUUUGAGAUAGUUGAUGAUUACAAAGACUAUUUCCCGUUGUCUGAUGACUUCAGUGACUAUGUACAGCAGGUGGAAGAGAGCACCCGAAAAGCUCCAAGUGGAGGAAAACUCAACGUUGCUUUAGAAUCCGAUGGAUUCCCAUGGAUGAAGUUCCCUAGCAGGAGAAGGAGGGAGUCUUCUGUUGGUGUUGCAGGCAUUUGCUGUAAAUGGGGUUGCACAAAAGCAGAGAUCAGCACCUUGUGUUAAGGUGUAAAAUAAAAUGCACUUGUGGCAUAUAGCGUGCACAGACUUUAAUGAAAUGAUGUGGAUUACCCUAUUGAGUACUUCACAGAGGGACAUCAUUAAAUAUUUGGUUCCUCGCUGGUUUUAUCUAUACUGAAGGCCUUACUUGGGCCUGGAGUAGUUAAUGUGUUUCAUUUACAGUUUGUCAAUAAAAGUAUUUUCUGUUU
Molecule: messenger RNA, 988 nt
Organism: Pelobates fuscus (common spadefoot toad)
Lineage: Eukaryota; Metazoa; Chordata; Amphibia; Anura; Pelobatidae
Product: relaxin-3-like
Exons: 2
Coding region: 189-785 (198 amino acids)
Cellular component (GO): extracellular region
Molecular function (GO): G protein-coupled receptor binding; hormone activity
Source: RefSeq, a predicted model, not a curated record